AUGAAGCAUCUCACUGUGUCUGAUGGAUCUCCAUCUCCGGCCGAGAGGAUGUGCUGGAGUUUGGUUUCGGUGCAGUUUCUGGCGGUGCUGGCACUGGGGAUCUACCCAAGCUCUGGGCAAGUGCCCUGGGAAUGGUGUCCGUGUCAAUCCCCGAAUCUGUGCAACCUCAUGCCCGCCGACCAUCAGUACCAAGUCGAGGUGAUCAUGUUUGAUCAAGGAGGAACGGAUUGGCAACAUUAUGACUGGUCGAAGAUCACCACAGUUGUUGUCAAUGAUGAUUUUGAUACAAACAUUGUAUGUGAAGCUCAUCAAAAUAAGGCUCGAGUGAUCCUACAAGCAAAGCUAAGACUUGAAAUAUUGUCCAAUCAAAAUCAGAGGAAGAAAUGGAUCAGUUACUAUGUUUUUGUUGUAAAACAUUUUUUUAUGGAUGGCAUCAAUUUGGAUGUGACGCUCACGAUUGACAACGAGUCUGAACUUUACAAUGAUCUAACCAGAAUGGUUAGGGAUACUGUACAAACAUUCCACAAAGAAAUACCAGGAUCCCAGGUUUCAUUUAAUGUGCCCUGGUCUCCUUGCAAGAAUAACCGAUGUUAUGAUUUUGUGGAAAUUGCAAAUGCCUGUGACCUUUUAAUGGUGGCAUCGUUUGAUGUGCAGAGCUUCAUGAUGGACGAAUGCUUUGCAAAAGCAAAUGCUCCCUAUGUUGAGGUUUUUACAGGUCUGUUAAAUUAUAUUAGGCUCGGUAUUGAUUCCAAAAAGCUGAUAAUGGGAGUUCCAUGGUUUGGUUAUGACUAUCUCUGUGAGCAGUACUUUGAGCCUGGAAGAUGUUAUGUGACAGUACCUCCCACUGGAGUUGGUUUCUGUGGUUCUCUCAUUGCGAAGGUGGUCCCAUACAAAGACAUUAUACAGCAGCUGCCCGACUCUAUUACUGGCAGAUACUGGGAUGAUAACCACAAAUCCCCAUAUUAUGUUUACAAGGAAGGUGAAAAAUACCAUGAGGUCUGGUAUGAUGACCCAGAGAGCAUUUCACUGAAAUCAUCUAUCCUGAAGAAGCUAAAACUCCGUGGCAUUAUCUGUCCAGACGGCAAGUGCUAUGAUUACACAUCAAUGGCACAGUCCUGUGACUUUUUAUAUGUGAAGGCCUAUGACAUGCAGCUUGAAAUGUGGGAAGAGUGCUUUGCAAAAGCAAAUGCUCCCUAUGACCAGGCAUUCUCAGAUCUGACCUACAACGGUGAUGUCAUCAACAAACUUGUAAAUGGUGUUGGGACAGAGUUUGGCCACAGAGUCGUGUAUGUAUAA
Molecule: messenger RNA, 1296 nt
Organism: Hemiscyllium ocellatum (epaulette shark)
Lineage: Eukaryota; Metazoa; Chordata; Chondrichthyes; Orectolobiformes; Hemiscylliidae
Product: di-N-acetylchitobiase-like
Exons: 9
Coding region: 1-1296 (431 amino acids)
Biological process (GO): chitin catabolic process; carbohydrate metabolic process
Cellular component (GO): extracellular region
Molecular function (GO): chitinase activity; chitin binding
Source: RefSeq, a predicted model, not a curated record